AUGGCCACCAUGAAAGCUGCAGUCUACUACGGCAAGGGAGACAUCCGGAUCCAAGAGGUACCUGUCCCCGAGCCAACGGGUGAUCAGGUCCAGAUCAAGGUUGAAUGGUGUGGCAUCUGUGGAACUGACAUCCACGAGUUCCACGACGGCCCGGUUCUUGUCCCGAACGUCGACAAGCCACACCCUAUCACGAAGGCCACCUUGCCUUUGACUUUGGGUCACGAGUUCAGUGGCACAAUCACGAAGCUGGGCCCAGAUGUCGAUAAGGAGAAAUAUACGGUGGGGAUGAGAGUUUGCGCCGAGCCCAUUAUCACCUGCGGGGAGUGCAAGAUGUGCAAGGAAGGCUUCGAGAACUGCUGCCCGAAGCUUGGAUGGAUCGGGUUGGCCGAUCAUACAGGCGGAUUCGCGGAGUACGCGCUGGCCAGGCAGUUCCGGGCCCAUCAUAUCCCGGAUAGCAUUUCGUUCGAAAUCGGCGCUCUCAUGGAACCACUGUCGGUCGCUUGGCACGCAGUCCGCGUAUCAAACAUCAAGAUGGGCCAAACUGCUCUUGUCCUCGGCGGUGGCCCUAUUGGUAUCAUGGUUCUGCGUGUGCUUCUGGCCAUUGGCGCGCGUGCAGUAUACCUCUCCGAGGUGUCAGAAUCGCGCAAAGCCCUGGCAAUCAAGUCAGGUGCCAAGGCGGUCUUCGACCCUCGCCAGGUCGAUGUCGUCGAGGAAUGCAAGAAGGCGUCCGUGCACGGGCUUGGUGUUGACGUCUCCUUCGACUGCGCUGGUGUUCAGGCAUCCAUUACCACCGCUAUCAACGCGGUCCGCCCACGUGGUACGAUCAUGAACGUCGCCAUCUGGGAGAAGCCAAUCCAAAUCUCGCUGAACGACAUGGCACUGGGCGAGAAAUGGCUCUCUGGCUGCAUCUGCUUCGCCGAUGAUUUCCCGGCUGUGAUUGCUGCUGUUGCUGAUGGCCGCUUGAGCACCGACGGCCUGAUCUCAAGCCAUAUCGAGAUCGAUGAUAUCGUUGAGAAGGGCUUCAAUGCUAUCCUCAACGAGAAGGAUAAACACGUCAAGAUCAUCGCUCGGCCAGUCAAGAAAUGAGUACGCGGGGCUGGGUUUCGUUGGGUAUUGUCGUACAUAUUAUUGUAUGCACACACAUAACACACGUAGACUGGGUACUGGGUUGAAUCGAAUAUGC
Messenger RNA from Dacryopinax primogenitus, 1183 nucleotides. Its product is annotated as oxidoreductase. The record is from RefSeq and is a predicted model, not a curated record. Gene Ontology annotation, biological process: butanediol biosynthetic process. Bases 1 to 1086 code for a protein of 361 amino acids. Gene Ontology annotation, cellular component: cytoplasm. The transcript has 6 exons. NCBI's taxonomy places the organism in Eukaryota, Fungi, Basidiomycota, Dacrymycetes, Dacrymycetales, Dacrymycetaceae. Gene Ontology annotation, molecular function: zinc ion binding; (R,R)-butanediol dehydrogenase activity.